Molecule: messenger RNA, 590 nt
Organism: Coniophora puteana RWD-64-598 SS2
Lineage: Eukaryota; Fungi; Basidiomycota; Agaricomycetes; Boletales; Coniophoraceae
Product: carbonic anhydrase
Exons: 3
Coding region: 1-561 (186 amino acids)
Molecular function (GO): carbonate dehydratase activity; zinc ion binding
Source: RefSeq, a predicted model, not a curated record
AUGUCUGAUGCAAUCCAGAGCCUUGUCAACAACAACCAAGUCUACGCCUCAGAAGGAUACGCAGUUCCACCUCCGUUUUCCAUGGUCAAGACCUUUCCCAGAAAUCAGGUUGUCGCCAUCGUCUCAUGCGCUGACCCCCGACUCUCGCCUGAGGAGUUUUUGAAGCUUCCCAAAUACAUGCACCCCAUCAUCAACGUCGCAGGCGGACGCGCCAAAAACGCGCUUCGUUCCUUGCUCGUGUACGAGCACCACUUCGGUCUCGCAGGGAUUGUCGUCGUGCACCAUACAGACUGUGGCAUGACGCAUGUCACUGACGACGCUCUUUGCGCCACGUUCGGCGCUCGCGCCCGUGCGCUCGGCGAGGCCAAUCCAGAGAAAGGGAAGAACAUGCAGAUGGAGAUUGAUUCGAUGGAGUGGGAUGAGAUCACGGGGAGAGAUGUUCAUGCGAGCGUGAAGAGCGACGUGAAGUACUUGAGGGAUUAUCCGUUGUUUAGCGAGGGGCUGAAGGUCGUUGGACUCGUGUUCGACUUGCAGACCGGUAGGGUGGAGCAGGUUGAGUGAACGUCCUUACGAGACGUGCUACAAAACAC